GACAGAUAUCGCUGGAUAACAGAGGGGAUGCGCCGAGGAACUUAAAGCUUUAACAUUAUUGUGAAAUAAAACUCCUGGUGGCUCAGAAAUCGAUUAUGAGACAAAUGCCCACUAAGUAGAGGAGAAGCAGGAUCCGACAUUCAGUACAAGACUCGUCUUGAAACUUGCAGGACUAUUAAAGUCACUUUCACCUCCUGACAGACUGUAACAUCCCAUCAUGCCAUUGAUUGUGGUCCCUACUUCCCAGUUGUUCAGGAUGCGAGUAGCUGCCCUGUUAUUCACCUGUGUGGCAUUCAGCGCCGCUGCACAUGGAGCUCAUCUGCCCAUCACAGUCAUGGCUGACUGGUGCAUCUUCUGCUGGGCGUUCAGCUUCGCUUGCACUCUGCUGGUCCUGCUGGUAGAGUUGUUCGGCCUCCAGGCCCGGGUGCCAGUGUCCUGGUCCAACUUCCCCAUCACUGUCGCCUGCUAUGCUACACUCCUCUGCCUUUCAGCAUCCAUCAUCUUCCCAGUCUUCUUCCUUAGACACCAACAGGCCAGUGAAACCCGUGACCAUCGCAUAGUUUCCACAGUCUUCUCCUGCCUGGCAGCGGUUGCCUACAUGGGGGAGGUGAGCCUGUCUAAAGCAAGGCCAGGAGAGGUGGCAGGUUACAUGGCUACAGCUCCAGGCUUGCUGAAAGUGUGCCAGACCUUUUUGGCCUGUAUUAUCUUCAUCCUGAUCAGCAGCCCAGUGACAUACGACCAUCAUCCAGCUUUGACGUGGUGCAUGGCAGUGUACUGCAUCUGCUUCAUCCUCUCCAUGGCUGUGGUGGUGCUGUGUGUGGGAGAGUGGACCGGCUGUCUCCCCAUCCCAUUCUCCAAGUUCCUUUUGGCAUAUGGGCUCCUGGCAGUUAUCAUGUAUUUGUCCGCCACCAUCCUCUGGCCUGUGUUCCAGUUUAACUACAGGAGAAACGAUGACCCAGAUACAAUCGCUGCAUCUGUAAUCACUGCCAUCAAUUUCCUGCUUUAUUUUGCUGACCUAGUCUACAGUGCCAGAUUAGUGUUUGUAAGUGGCUGAGAAGUGGAGAGAUGUAGCGCUA
Molecule: messenger RNA, 1076 nt
Organism: Maylandia zebra (zebra mbuna)
Lineage: Eukaryota; Metazoa; Chordata; Actinopteri; Cichliformes; Cichlidae
Source: RefSeq, a predicted model, not a curated record